GUCCUUCCUCCUCACAACACUGUAUAUAUCUGUCCUUCCUCCUCACAACACUGUAUAUCUCUGUCCUUCCUCCUCACAACACUGUAUAUUCUGAUGUUUAUCUCCUUCUCUACCCAGGUUGGAGGUACAGGCUGACGUUCAGAAGGAGCAGGGUAGUCUGAGUGGGGAGUCGACCAACGUCAGCUUGGGGACAAUCAGUGACAACACGAGCACCAAAGCAAUGGCUGGAUCCAUUCUCAACUACAUGCCUCUGGACAGAGAGGGUAGUCUGGAGGUGGACAUGGAGGGGAAGCAGGAGAAGAAGCUCCAUCACCAUAGCAACAGCAGCAGCCUGGACGACGGCAGCGGCGAGGGGAGAGGGGUGGGGGUGUGUCCCUCCGGCUGCCCCCAUGAGUCUCGCUCCUCCAAAUGGGUGAAGGACCCCUCUUCUUCGGGGGGCAAGAAGAGCAAGGGCAAGCUGAGGACUAAGAAGAGCAGCGGAGGAACUAAGAUCCAGGAGACCCGUGAGGACAUGGAUGCUCAGCUCCUUGAGCAGCGAAGCACUAACUCCUCAGAGUUCGACUCCCCCUCCCUCAGCGGCUCCCUGCCCUCCGUAGCAGACUCCCACUGCAGCCACUUAUCAGAGUUCAGCUGCUCUGAUCCUGAGACCUCCAGACCUCCUCCUCUCACCCCCUGCUGCAUUGACCUCCACCCCCAGCGCCCCCUCACCUCCCUGGGAACAGACCUGGUCACCGUCACCCCCCUGCCGGAGGUGGAGAACGACCAUCUGGAGAACUGUCCCGCUGCAUCACACUCCUCCUCCCCUUCCUCCUCGGCCCCCGUCUACACAGAAGGAGGGUUAGGAGGUAUGCUCCUCUACAUCGCCGAGGAGAGCUUAGGGCUGAUGAGGACGACGCAGGAGGAGCUGGACUCCCUCGCGGUGGAGGAGGUCCUGAAGGAGACCAAUAACAACAUGUUGGAUGGAGGUGUCGUCUCCCAGCAGCCUUCCAGCCCUGUGAGGAGUGGCUGCAUUCAGACUGAGAUAUAAACUCUCCUGGCUGGCUGACUGGCUGACUAGCUGGCUGACUAGCUGGCUGACUAGCUGGCUGACUAGCUGGCUGACUGGCUGGCUGACUCCAGGGCUACUACUACAGACUGACCUAAUGUUUAUGCCAGCUUUUUUCACAGCUAACCUGAAAUCCACUUCUGUCUCUGAGUGGUGCAAGCUCGCUUUACGGAAGAGUAGAGAGAAAGACAGGACAGCAGAGGAGGAGAGAUGAUUGUGUUUUAUCCAUGUCUGCUAAUAUGGAAGAUAAAAUUAUGUGAUGGUUGAGGGUAGACUGGGUAGUGAUACAGGUGGAUGAAUAAGGUAGUGAUACAGGUGGAUGAAUAAGGUAGACUGGGUCGUGAUACAGGUGGAUGAAUAAGGUAGUGAUACAGGUGGAUGAAUAAGGUAGACUGGGUAGUGAUACAGGUGGAUGAAUAAGGUAGUGAUACAGGUGGAUGAAUAAGGUAGUGAUACAGGUAGAUGAAUAAGGUAGUGAUACAGGUGGAUGAAUAAGGUAGUGAUACAGGUGGAUGAAUAAGGUAGUGAUACAGGUGGAUGAAUAAGGUAGUGAUACAGGUGGAUGAAUAAGGUAGUGAUACAGGUGGAUGAAUAAGGUAGUGAUACAGGUGGAUGAAUAAGGUAGUGAUACAGGUGGAUGAAUAAGGUAGUGAUACAGGUGGAUGAAUAAGGUAGUGAUACAGGUGGAUGAAUAAGGUAGUGAUACAGGUGGAUGAAUAAGGUAGUGAUACAGGUGGAUGAAUAAGGUAGUGAUACAGGUAGAUGAAUAAGGUAGUGAUACAGGUGGAUGAAUAAGGUAGUGAUACAGGUGGAUGAAUAAGGUAGUGAUACAGGUGGAUGAAUAAGUUAGACUGGGUCGUGAUACAGGUGGAUGAAUAAGGUAGUGAUACAGGUGGAUGAAUAAGGUAGUGAUACAGGUGGAUGAAUAAGGUAGUGAUACAGGUGGAUGAAUAAGGUAGUGAUACAGGUAGAUGAAUAAGGUAGUGAUACAGGUAGAUGAAUAAGGUAGUGAUACAGGUGGAUGAAUAAGGUAGUGAUACAGGUGGAUGAAUAAGGUAGUGAUACAGGUGGAUGAAUAAGGUAGUGAUACAGGUGGAUGAAUAAGGUAGUGAUACAGGUGGAUGAAUAAGGUAGUGAUACAGGUGGAUGAAUAAGUUAGACUGGGUCGUGAUACAGGUGGAUGAAUAAGGUAGACUGGGUCGUGAUACAGGUGGAUGAAUAAGGUAGACUGGGAGAACGCUGUCCUAAUGUUUUUAGGGUUUUAUUCUUAUAGAAGAGACGUUGGCAGUCUGGAUGGGAAGUCUUGAUUAUAUCUCAUGUCCAGAGGGUUUUUGGUCGAUGGUAACAUUUAGAUGGACCAAGGCCCAUGGAAGGUUCCAGUUAAAUGUACGAGGACAGAGGACGAGGUGUAUGGCGCUGAUGUAGCAGUGUUCUAUACCGGCCUUCACAUGGGGGACAGAGUCUCUAGAAGUCCACAAGACUGUGUCAAUCCAGGAAGCUUCUAUGGAUCAGACCCAAAACAAACUGCAUCUCAGGUGGCUUCCUAUUCACCAUGUACUGCGUUACUAGAUGAGUAGGGUUCCAUUUGACACGCAGACUUCUACAUAGUAGUAAUGAUAUUUCUGUGGUAGCCAGCCAGCCAGCCAGUCAGUCAGCCAGCCAGCCAGCCAGUCAGUCAGUCAGUCAGUCAGCCAGUCAGUCAGUCAGUCAGUCAGCCAGCCAGCCAGUCAGUCAGUCAGCCGCAUCACACCGCAGCGUAAAGGAUUGUCAAGCUUCAAUUAUAAUAUAAACCGGUCAAUGAAAAGAUCAAACUGACCUAAGAGGGACCAGUCAAUAAGUCAUUUUUAUUUUUCCGUGAUGAUUCUAUAAAAAAUGAAUAUUAGUUUUAAGAUGAAUUUUGUUCUGUAGUUUAGUAUUUUCCAUGUUGAGCCCUGUGCUGGGUCAGAUCCUGUGUUAGGGGCAGCCAGGGGGGGGGUUGGGGUGAGCAGAGAGAAGAAAGAGUCAAACAAUUUAACCCUUUGUCUUCUUAAACAACACAGAUUUGAACUGUCAGGAUUGGAUUUACAAUAUCAGUAAAUCUAAAGAACCGGGCCUCAGUUGAGCCGGUAAAGAACCGGGCCUCAGUUGAGCCGGUAAAGAACCGGGCCUCAGUUGAGCCGGUAAAGAACCGGGCCUCAGUUGAGCCGGUAAAGAACCGGGCCUCAGUUGAGCCGGUAAAGAACCGGGCCUCAGUUGAGCCGGUAAAGAACCGGGCCUCAGUUGAGCCGGUAAAGAACCGGGCCUCAGUUGAGCCGGAUCAUCAGCAGAAUGAAAACAGUGAUGGUUUGGUAUAAAGGGAACGAUAAGAGGUUGACUCUCUAUUCACUCUGUUAUAAAUGUAGAUCACUUCUAAUUAAAAGGCUAUGGCGAUUUGAAGCCUGAGUUGAUGA
This is a messenger RNA of Salvelinus namaycush (lake trout), 3474 nucleotides long. Its product is annotated as E3 ubiquitin-protein ligase RNF19A-like. Bases 221 to 1027 code for a protein of 268 amino acids. The record is from RefSeq and is a predicted model, not a curated record. The transcript is spliced from 2 exons. NCBI's taxonomy places the organism in Eukaryota, Metazoa, Chordata, Actinopteri, Salmoniformes, Salmonidae.